Triticum aestivum (bread wheat) is the source of this 657-nucleotide messenger RNA. RefSeq names its product non-symbiotic hemoglobin. Lineage: Eukaryota; Viridiplantae; Streptophyta; Magnoliopsida; Poales; Poaceae. Bases 71 to 559 code for a protein of 162 amino acids. The transcript has 4 exons. The record is from RefSeq and is a predicted model, not a curated record. Gene Ontology annotation, molecular function: heme binding; oxygen binding.
ACACGCACUGGAUCUUGACCACUCACGGAUCAUAGCCAAGUUAAGCGGGAAGGAGGGAAGGGAGGAAGCCAUGUCCGCCGCGGAGGGAGCCGUCGUGUUCAGCGAGGAGAAGGAGGCGCUGGUGCUCAAGUCAUGGGCCAUCAUGAAGAAGGAUUCCGCCAACCUCGGGCUCCGCUUCUUCCUCAAGAUCUUUGAGAUCGCGCCGUCGGCGAGGCAGAUGUUCCCGUUCCUGCGCGACUCCGACGUGCCGCUGGAGACCAACCCCAAGCUCAAGACCCACGCCGUGUCCGUCUUCGUCAUGACGUGCGAGGCGGCUGCGCAGCUGCGGAAAGCCGGGAAGAUCACGGUGAGGGAGAUCACCCUGAAGAGGCUGGGCGGCACGCACUUGAAAUACGGCGUGGCAGAUGGCCACUUUGAGGUGACGCGGUUCGCUCUGCUCGAGACGAUCAAGGAGGCGCUUCCGGCGGACAUGUGGGGGCCGGAGAUGAGGAACGCGUGGGGCGAGGCCUACGACCAACUGGUCGCGGCCAUCAAACAAGAGAUGAAGCCCUCCGAGUAGCUCAUCCACCGUGUUGUGUUUGUAUUGUGUGUUUAUGUGUACUGACGCCUAUUGUAAAAUGAACAUUCAAUAAAGGAACAAAUUGUGCAUGAGGUUUA